AUGAAUAAAGGUACGAAGAAGGGACUUGUAAAACUGGGACCAAUUGGUAAACGAUCAAAUAAAACUUGGGAUGAGAAAGGGCGUUACAAGAUUACUGGAAUAUUUAUUUCAUAUGAAGAUUCGCAUGUAAAUUGCCUGCAAUUUCAGUAUGAAGAUAAUUGUACAAAUUUGGUGCCUGAGUUUGGGCGUCACACCGGAUCAAAAUUUUCAACGGUAAUUUUCGACUAUAAAUUUGAAUAUAUUACGGGAUUGAGUGGUAACUACUCUCCUUCGGAGAUCAAAUCAAUGACAAUUAAAACGAAUCGAAAAAAGUAUGGACCUUUUGGAAGUAAAGAAGAACUUAACACUAAGUUUAACUUUGAGUUCGGUCCGAGCAACCGAUUUGGUGGAUUUUAUGGCACUUACUCUACAAAUGGACGCAUAACAUCGAUAGGAGUUUAUGUAAAGCCUGGCGGCUCUGGCCUCGGCCUGUGCCCCGUUGUCUACAACUUCAGCCCUAGUGCACCCCCAAUGCCUCGAAAGUUAUGA
Chenopodium quinoa (quinoa) is the source of this 528-nucleotide messenger RNA. Its product is annotated as inactive protein RESTRICTED TEV MOVEMENT 1-like. The coding region runs from base 1 to 528 and encodes 175 amino acids. The record is from RefSeq and is a predicted model, not a curated record. The transcript has 3 exons. NCBI's taxonomy places the organism in Eukaryota, Viridiplantae, Streptophyta, Magnoliopsida, Caryophyllales, Amaranthaceae.